This is a messenger RNA of Penicillium canescens, 705 nucleotides long. Its product is annotated as putative acetyl xylan esterase (Axe1). NCBI's taxonomy places the organism in Eukaryota, Fungi, Ascomycota, Eurotiomycetes, Eurotiales, Aspergillaceae. The transcript has 3 exons. The coding region runs from base 1 to 705 and encodes 234 amino acids. Gene Ontology annotation, molecular function: hydrolase activity. The record is from RefSeq and is a predicted model, not a curated record.
AUGUUUUUCAAUCUUGUCGCACUCUCCCUCCUUCUCAGCAGCAGCCUCGCUGUUCCACUCGAAGUCGACCUUGAGAAGCGUAGCUGCCCUGGCGUUCAUGUCUUCGGUGCUCGCGAGACCAGUGUUUCUCCUGGCUACGGUUCAUCUAUCACAGUUGUCAAUGGUAUUCUGAGUGCCUAUUCAGGCUCCACCUCCGAGGCAAUCAGCUACCCUGCAUGUGGUGGACAAUCCUCCUGCGGAGGGGUGAGCUAUUCCAGCUCAGUUGCUCAAGGAAUUAAAGCUGUCGCCUCGGCUGUGAAUGCGUACAACUCACAGUGUCCCCAGACAAAGCUCGUUCUAGUUGGAUACUCCCAGGGUGGUGAAAUCAUGGACGCGGCUUUGUGCGGCGGCGGUGUCCCUAACCAAGGUUACACGAACACUGCCAUCCCGUUGUCGUCUUCCGCUGUGAACAUGAUCAAGGCAGCAAUCUUUAUGGGCGACCCGCUGUUCAAGGCUGGCUUAUCAUACGAUGUUGGAACAUGCGCUGCAGGAGGUUUCGACGCACGUCCCGCUGGCUUCUCAUGCCCGUCGGCUAGUAAGAUCAAGUCGUACUGUGAUGCUGCCGAUCCGUACUGCUGCAACGGCAGUAACGCCGCAACCCACCAGGGCUAUGGAGCCGAGUACGGAUCGCAGGCCAUAGCCUUUGUCAAAUCAAAGUUGUCCUAG